This is a messenger RNA of Sorex araneus (European shrew), 2765 nucleotides long. RefSeq names its product X-ray repair cross complementing 3 (gene XRCC3). The transcript is spliced from 8 exons. Gene Ontology annotation, molecular function: ATP binding; ATP-dependent DNA damage sensor activity; four-way junction DNA binding. Bases 101 to 1168 code for a protein of 355 amino acids. Gene Ontology annotation, biological process: resolution of mitotic recombination intermediates; t-circle formation; double-strand break repair via synthesis-dependent strand annealing. Lineage: Eukaryota; Metazoa; Chordata; Mammalia; Eulipotyphla; Soricidae. Gene Ontology annotation, cellular component: replication fork; Rad51C-XRCC3 complex. The record is from RefSeq and is a predicted model, not a curated record.
CAGGCCGCUGCUCAUUGGCGGAGGAGGCGGGGCCACUGGGCGGCGGAGACGGCGGGAGCGCGCGGGAAGUGGACGGAGCUGCGGGCAGCCCCAUGGAGACAUGGAUCUGGACCAGCUGGACCUGAACCCCAGGAUCCUGGCGGCAGUGAGGAAAGCCAAGGUGGUGUCCGUGCGGCAGCUGCUGCACUUCUCUGGCCCAGACCUGCAGAGAGCAACGGGCCUCUCGGGCGCCGACAUCCGGCUCCUGCUGCGGACGGCCGCCGUGCACCUGCGGGGGACCAGCACCUUCACAGCGCUGCACCUGUACCAGCAGAAGGACCGGUUCCCCACCCAGCACCUGCGCCUCAGCCUCGGCUGCCCCGUGCUGGACCGGCUCCUGGGCGGCGGCCUGCCCCUGCAGGGCAUCACCGAGCUGGCUGGCCGCAGCUCGGCCGGGAAGACCCAGCUGGCUCUGCAGCUCUGCCUGGCCGUGCAGUUCCCGCUGCGGUACGGAGGCCUGGAGGCCGGCGCCGUGUACGUGUGCACUGAGGACGCCUUCCCCAGCCGCCGGCUGCAGCAGCUCAUCGGCCAGCAGCAGCGGCUGCGCGCAGACGUGCCCGCGCACGUGGUCGGGAAGAUCGAGUUUGGGGACCACAUCUUCGUCGAGCACGCAGCUGACGUGGACAGCCUGCUGCAGUGUGUGACGAAGAAGGUGCCGGUGCUCCUGGCUCGGGGGCUGGUGCGCCUGCUGGUCAUCGACUCAGUGGCUGCCCCGUUCCGCUGUGAAUUCCCCGCCCCCGACGCCGCACCCAGGGCCCGGCUCCUGCGUGCUCUGGGAGCUGCCCUGCGGCGGCUGAGCUGCACCUUCCAGAGCCCGGUGCUGUGCAUCAACCAGGUGACGGAGGCUGUGGACGAGCAGGACAUGGCUGGGACAGCAGGCCCCGGGGACACACGGGUCCUGCCAGCACUCGGGGGCACCUGGGCCGACCAGCUCCUCGUGAGGCUGAUGGCGGAUCGGCACCGCCCGGACGAGGGCCCUCCCGCAGGCCGGACCCUGAGGGUGCUCUUUGCACCUCAUUUGCCCCCUGGGGCCUGCGGCUACGACAUCCUGGCGGAAGGUGUGCGAGGGACGUCUGGCUCCCCGGGGCCAGCAGCGCCCCCUGUCGGCUCGGCUUCUACACGGCCCUAACAUGGCCCUGCCGGAGCCACCCCAGGGGAUGCCGGGGCCUCCUGACACUGGCACGCACAGGCUGCGGUGACGGAGGUGACCCCCACGCGCCCCCAGAGGGCGCUGCUGGAGUAGCCCGUCACUGGGCGCACGCAUGCUUCACCCCAGAAUCCCCUCUGCACUGCCCUGCCCCCGCGGGUGCCUCCAGCAAUGGCUACCUGGAUGGGAUGUCCUGCCUGGACAGUGGCCUCCGGUUCCCCUCCCACCUGCAUGCAGCAGGCCUGGAGCACACGUGACCACGGGGCAGACGGUCUCGCCACACACCUAGAGUCUGGCGCUGCUCCAGCCACGGCACAGAAGUUAGGCAGACACGCCCCCCCCCCUCGGGCCUGGAGCUGGGGGAGGGACCCCACUGGGCUGCUUCAAGGUCAGGGUUGUGGUCUGGCCCUAACCGCUGAGGGCUGACUCGGGGAACCCUGGUCCAAGAAGACAGGAGACGGCCUUCUGCGGAGCACACAGAACGGACGACAGGCAAUAAAAUGCUUUAUUCCGGUCAUUGGAUGGAAGCAAGGCCAAGUCACUGUCCAGUGUCACACCAGAGCAAAGGCACAAAACCGAGACUGCCAGCCCUGCACUCAGCCACACACACCCUGGGGUCCCCCCACGACGCUGCACGCACCCACACCUGUCCUCAGCCCCGCGUCCCUGCUAUAGCCCAGUAGGAAGCACAUCGGGUCCUGGCACAAAAGCCCCACCUGCAGGGCUGGCCUUGCCCAUGACCCAGGUACCCCCAGUCCAGAGUCAGGAAUCUGACCAGCACGCAAAGGAUCAGCCUCACAUGGAUGCCUUCCAGAACAUUCCAUGGCUGUCAGUGGCAGGUCUGGUGGAAGAAAGCUACACUCCUUAGCAAAGCCCCCGAACUAAUGGCUGUGGACGCUCACCGCCCAUGCUUCUGUGGACACCGGGUGUGACCUGAGUGCCCUGCCACUGUCCCCUCCCCCCGCUCCCCACUGCUGGAGGAGGCCGGCCCCUGAGCCUCAGAGCGACCGGAAGGGGCUGUGUGCCCGACUUAGCUGCCUGGGGCCACAUCUUGGCCACAUCUCAGGUGUGACCCCCGAGAAAUGGUCGCAAGGAACAGAGUUUGGAGUAUGCAGGAGGCCUGAGGCUGGGCAAGGAUGUACCAAGGGAACGGGGCAGCAGCAGAGGGCACUCACAUCCCUGCCCUGGCACCGCAGACCCCGAUGGGCCAGCAGGGGGCACCCAAGCACCAGGCUCUCUGGGUCACCAAGACCCAGCGUCCAAACCAGGCUGCCUGAACCCAGACCCCCCAGCCUGAGGGGCUCCCCAGCGUCCACCCCAGCCCCGCCUAGUGCAGUUCCACGACAAGGACAGCCCUGAAGCCCCUGACAGCACCCAUGGCUCAGACUCCCUGGCCAGUGCUCGGGCAGGCACCAGCACAUCAGUAUCCCUGUCCCUUCCCCAGAGCUGCUUAAAUACAUGAAGACAAGCCUUUAAAAGCAUCACGCCCGCCCGAGGGCUUGGCGAUGGCCGUCCCCUAGGGUCGGGGCUCCCUGCACUGGGUGGGGUAAGGGGGGCCGCGGGGCGGGCAGGAAGCAGU